GAUUAUAUUCCACUGGAAAUUAUGGUCAUUGUUAAAGUGAAACAGCCAAAAGUGAUCAUGUUCGAUAUAUCGGGCACUGUUGCACGAGAAUCAUUUGUUGAAAAAAUUUUACAACCAUAUUUUAAGAUUGCCUAUCAGGUUUAUAUGGAUAAUGCAUGGAAUAAACAAGAAUGGCAAGACUGUCUACGACAAUUGUCCAUUGUGGCUGAACGUGAUAUGAAAGCACCGAAAAUUGAAUUGACCAAAGAAAAAUCGGAUAUAAUCAAAGAGGCAACAAAAUAUAUUGAAUAUUGUUUGGAAAAUAAUCAUGAACCAAAAGCAUUUGUUAUGUUUAGAUUUUUAGUAUGGUUUGAUGGUUAUGAACGGAAUAAAAUUAAAACGCCCGUUUAUUCAGAUGUGGCAGUCACAAUGAAACGAUGGAAAAUGGAUCAAAAUAUCAGACUUUAUGUGUUGUCUAAUGGUUGGAAAGAGGCUAGUAAAAAAUUCAUGUCCGAUACAUCACAUGGUGAUUUGAAUGCCAUUAUUGAUGGUCAUUUUGAUAAUUCACUUGGUUCAUUGGAAAAUGUUGAAACAUAUAUUAAAGUGGCUAAUUUGAUACAGGAAAAACCUGGUGGUGAUCAAAUAUUAUUUCUAACAAAAUCACCACAAGAAGGUAAAGCAGCACAAAAUGCCGGUUUCAAUGUAAUAUUAGUAUUGACACGAACACAUGCCGUUGAUGAAGCAAUGGAAAUUUGUCAAGAUAUACCGAUUGCAAGAUCAUUUACCGAUAUUGAAUUUAUUUAAUUAAUGUAAUAAUUCCAUACAACAACCUCAACAAC
Dermatophagoides farinae (American house dust mite) is the source of this 818-nucleotide messenger RNA. RefSeq names its product enolase-phosphatase E1-like. Lineage: Eukaryota; Metazoa; Arthropoda; Arachnida; Sarcoptiformes; Pyroglyphidae. Gene Ontology annotation, molecular function: acireductone synthase activity. The record is from RefSeq and is a predicted model, not a curated record.